AUGAGCAGCAGGCACGGCGUGAGUCGUGAGGUGGCCAAGACCAUUUCGGCGCGGAAGAAGGUGAAGUGCUCCGGCGAGGCGCCGUGCACGUAUUGUAGCAAGCGAGACCUCGAAUGCCAGUUCCCCGAGCCGGGGAAGAAGCGGGUCUAUUCCGUUACGAGGAUACAAGAUCUUCAGGAGCGGCUCGCUCGUUAUGAAGGCCAGGGGUUCAGCCUCGAGACGACACUUUCACGGGAUCAUGAGACUAGUAGAGUACCGAGGGGCCAAGCGGGAUCCCCAGACCGACCGCCGACGAGGGCGACGGCGCAGACGCCUACGGAUAAUGCGACGCAGGUGAAUGCAGCUUCAACUCUGCUAGGCUUAGCUUUGGACCAGCUCACAUCGCCGCCAUCGACCAAUCCAACAUCUGGGGGUCACGGGAAUCAUGUCAUUGCAUCUUCUCCAGGCUCUGCCAUCGCGGCAGACUCGUCACUGAGCUCAAGCCACAACUUUGGCUCACGCCUACAAAAUCUUUUGGAGCAUCCACGUCUGGGCCGGCGAGAACCGAUGCAACCCCCCGAUCGUUCCCUCUCUCAGACAACGACCCUCAAACCCCACGACGAUGCUGUCGGCGGCAGCGGCGACGGCGGCGGCGGUAUCACGCUGCCCUCGGAAGACGAGGCCCGCCGGCUCUUUGAGAGCAUGACCUUCUUCAUCGGGUACACGCAGCACCACAUUGACACGCGCGAGUUCUCGGACCGUCUCGCCUUCUUUUACGCCAACCUGGGGGACACCUCGCAGGCGACGUCGCAGGCGCAGAUGCCGUGGUACCUGGAGAUGCUGCUCGUCUUCGCCAUCGGGAAGCUCUUUUCGGGCGGUUUCGACGGCGAGGGCGGCGGCGGCGGCGACGAGAAGAGCGGGCGGCCGGUGACACCCGGGUCGAGCAUGUUUGCGCACGUGCAGGCUAGGUUGCCGAGCUUGAGCGAGCUGUAUAGCUUGGGGAAGUUGGGCAUCGAGAUUCAUGCUUUGGCGGCGGUGUAUUUGCAGAAUGCGAAUCGUAAGGAGGAGGCAUAUCUUUAUAUCAGCUCGGCUCUUAGAUUGGCGACGACGCAUGGGUAUCAUCGCAAGUCUGGGACGCAACACUUGCUGCAGUCGGAGAAGGUGCAUUUGAACCGCCUCUGGUGGACUGUGUAUAUGCAAGAGAGACGACUCGCAGCAGCGACGGGCAAUCCGUCUGGGAUCCUCGAUGAUGUCAUUGAGAUUGACAUGCCGACUGACUCGCCAGGAUUUCCGCCGGCGCUUCCACUUCGAACGAAUAUCAAAAUCGCGAGGGUUACCGGAAGGAUCCUGUCAACAAUUUAUGGACCAGGAACCCAUCCAGAAGAAACGUUUGUUCCAAACGUGCAGGAGAUUGUGCAGUCACUAUACUGGAUCGCCAAAGAGAUUCCGGGCGAGUUCUCGCCCAAGCUAUCUGAUAUGCCAUCGACGGAAGGCGACGUCUCGCUGAGAACCUCGGCGUAUCUCCACAUGAUGCUUUACCAAGCGAUUCUGCUGACGAUAAGGCCUGUCAUGCUCCACGUCUCCAAACUCAUCUUUGACGAGGAAAGUGGAAGUAGUUUGAGCUUGGGGGCAUCGCCGCUUGGGCGACUCAGCCGAACGUGUUCGGAAGCGGCCCGUCGACUAUUGGAAGUCUUGAUGUUGUUACGAAGGAGGAAUAUUCUGACAACCUUUGGCUUCUUUGACCUGGACGCCAUAUUCUCGGCCGCCUUCAUCAUGAUCCUGACGCUCACCAUCGACUCGACCUGCGAUGAGAGCCAGAAACUAGCACCAAGCCCGGGAUUAUCCGAAGCCCUGGAAAUCCUCGAUUACUUGGUGGGCCGCGGCAACGAGUUUGCGCUCCAACGCGCCCGGGAAGUGCGGCGGAUGCGCGACCACCUCUCGACGUUUCUGGACAUUCCCAAGAACAGCCCGAGCGAUUUCCGGACGCAUCCCCCGGUGGUGGCGGCUGGAUCGGGUUCUGGCGGGGGCCAGCAAUCGCCGGCGACGAUCGUCGUGUCCACGUCGUCAGAGAAGGGGACCGGUGACGACGCCAGACGAGCGCGCCAGCAGGGGUUCCGCGAUGCGACGACGACGAGGGGAUCGGUGGAAAGAGGGGGCUUGACGCCGUCGGGUGGUCGUAGGGCGAGCCAGUUGGGAUCGAGAAGUCUGCUGGACUCGAGUCUGUGGAAUGAUAUUUCGUACCUGUGGAUGCAGCCCACCGGAGCUGAGGACGCGCAGGCUCUUGAGCAGGCGGAGGGGAUGGCGGAUCUGUUGCCCGAAGAUGUGUAUAAUUGGAAUUCAAUCUAUCACAGCCAGGAUUUGGCUCUGACGGGGCAAGACUUGGGAGAUUUUGGGGAGCUGGAGAGGCAUAUUCUAGGAUUUGGCGGGUGA
Molecule: messenger RNA, 2409 nt
Organism: Colletotrichum orchidophilum
Lineage: Eukaryota; Fungi; Ascomycota; Sordariomycetes; Glomerellales; Glomerellaceae
Exons: 10
Coding region: 1-2409 (802 amino acids)
Biological process (GO): regulation of DNA-templated transcription; DNA-templated transcription
Molecular function (GO): DNA-binding transcription factor activity, RNA polymerase II-specific; DNA binding; zinc ion binding
Source: RefSeq, a predicted model, not a curated record